This is a messenger RNA of Hemicordylus capensis (graceful crag lizard), 3707 nucleotides long. RefSeq names its product NEDD1 gamma-tubulin ring complex targeting factor (gene NEDD1). Bases 166 to 2160 code for a protein of 664 amino acids. NCBI's taxonomy places the organism in Eukaryota, Metazoa, Chordata, Lepidosauria, Squamata, Cordylidae. Gene Ontology annotation, molecular function: gamma-tubulin binding. The record is from RefSeq and is a predicted model, not a curated record. Gene Ontology annotation, cellular component: spindle pole; ciliary basal body; pericentriolar material. Gene Ontology annotation, biological process: microtubule nucleation; mitotic cell cycle. The transcript is spliced from 15 exons.
GUUCUCCUUUCGACCGGACAUGACCUGGUCUUGAUCAGCUAGGCUGGCGGGGGCUCCUGGCCGGGUUCAAGUCGGCAGGUGCCAUGUAGAGCGAGCCUGCCCGCUUCAGCCAUGCGAGCGGUGUUUCCCCCCAGAGACCAAGCUUUAUGACGUGGACGGGGCUCCAUGUGUGGAGAGGUUGGAGCCAUGCAGGAAAGUGUUCGCUUUGCUUCAUCUGGAGAUGAUGAUGUUAAAAUCUGGGACUCUUCAUCCAUAACUGUGGUGGAGCAGUUCAGUCCACAUACUCCCUUGCACCCCGUUAGCUCUGUGUGCUGGGGCAGCAAUAAUCACUUUCUGGUCACUGCAUCUUCUUCUGGUGAUAAAAUAGUGAUUUCAAACUGUAAAGGUAAACCAGUUCCACUCUUUGAUCUAGCUGAAGGGGCAAAACAAACAUGCUUAAGUUUGGGUUCCAAUUCUAUGUAUAUGGCAAGUGGAGGAAUUGAUGGUAGUGUUAAUAUCUGGGAUUUAAAGUUCAAAAAACUCCACCGAUCUCUUAAGGAUCACAGAGAUGAAAUAACUGGUGUAACAUUUAAUUGGAAUGAUUGCUACAUCGCUUCAGGGUCUAUGAGUGGUGAAAUUAUCUUGCAUAGUCUUACUACAAAUUUAUCCAGCACACCAUUUGGCCAUGGUAGCACUCAGCCCAUUCGGCAUUUGAAAUAUUCACCCUUCAAGAGGGCAUUACUGGGCAGCGUAUCGGACAGCGGAACUGUAACACUGUGGGAUGUAAACAGUCAAAACCCAUAUCAUAACUUUGAAAAUGCUCAUAAAGCUCCAGCUUUUGAAGUCUGUUUUUCUCCAGUCAGUGAACUGCUACUUGUAACUGUAGGCCUGGAUAAAAGAAUAAUUCUUUAUGACAUCUCAAGUAAAAAGCAGUUGAGAACAUUAGUAGCAGAAUCUCCUCUGACUGCAGUAGAAUUCAUGCCAGAAGGAACGACACUGGCGAUUGGAUCAUCUCGUGGAAAGAUUUACCAUUAUGACCUAAGAAAAUUGACGGCACCUGUGAAAUCAGUCAGUGCUCAUAAAACCUCUGUGAAAUGUAUAGCGCUGCAGUGCUAUAAUAGCUUUUCAAAGUCUAGUCUUAAAACAUCUUCCAGCAAGCAGGCUUGCAAAAGAUCAGAUAUCAAAACAAGCAGCAACACUGGAGGCGUUCAGAAUGCUGGUAUGAUCAAAAACCUUCCUUCUAGCAUACCUGCUACGUCCCUGCCACAGUCCAUGGCAACAGCGGAAAUUAAAGGAGCUGAUGCUGUUCAGGAUAAAUCUGAAUUUCCUCGCAGCAGCAGUUUGGAUGUGAUUCCUUCCAGAGAAAUUGAUCAUGGGAAUACUAAUCUUGAUGAUUUGGGGAGAAAUAGUUUAGGCGACUUGUUCUCUCCACUUCGAGAUGAUGGUGCAGCUUGUAAAACUAGUGAAGAUGUUCCAGGAAAAGGUGAUGGCUUGGAUUUUCAGCCUUGCCUUUCAGGUUUGGAUUUUCUCUCUCAUUUCAACACCUAUCCUGCAAGAAAAAGUCAAACAGGAUCUGGCUCACAAAUAGUGCAUUCUAGUCCACUUAAUGUAUUUGUUGGCUCUCCUAUUAAAGAAGAAGAAGAGAAUCCACAUGUUGAUGCUAAAAAAACAAAUCACGGAAGACAUGAGUCACGCGAACACUUGAAACAGUUGAGCUCCUCAGGUUCUGAUUCUGCAAAUACUUCACCCUUGGUCAACACAAUCAAGAGUCCUGAUUCCAGAGAAAAACUUCUUAAGAACAUUCAGGGUCAAUUGGCAUAUGAAUCACCGGUGAACGGUACUACCUCAGCAAGUCCAAAGAUAACUUCUGCUGUUACUGCUGGAGUUGCCAAUUCACUAUCUGAAAAAAUAGUAGAUACUAUUGGGAGCAGCAGACUGAAUGCACCUUUAUCAUCUAUUCAGAUUCAUUUUAUUCAGAAUAUGAUACAAGAAACUCUGGAUGAUUUCAGGGAAGCUUGCCAUCGUGACAUUGUGAAUUUGCAAGUGGAAAUGAUCAAACAGUUUCAUAUGCAACUGAGUGAAAUGCAUGCUUUACUUGAAAGAUUCUCUGUAAAUGAAAGCUUAGUCGCUGAAAUCGAGAGAUUGCGUGAAGAAAACAAAAGACUGCAAACCCACUUCUAACAAGUGCCUAUCCAUGCUAGAAAACCUAAUGGAACUUGAUCAUUGCGCUGAGGCAUCAUGUCAUCUGAACAAUACUGAAAUGGCAUGUAAACUCAUUAUUUUCCCCAGCACUAAAGAACUCUCUUAAAUUGUAGAAAAGGCAAUAGGUAACAGACUAAUACAGAAACAUAUGCACUAAUAUUGUUUGUAUCAAAGUAUUUUUAUGAUAAACUUGAAAUACAUUGACAAGAGAAGCUAGCAAGUAUUGUUAGCCAGUGUUAGCUGUAUACAAAGUGCCUUUUUAUAAAGGGAAACUAAAUAGGAAAUGUAUUUUCUAUAAGAAAGUAUAUACCUUUGUCCUGAAAUUUAUUAUACCUUUCGAUAUUUCAGCUAUUUUUGUGAUGAAGUCUUUCUAUUACAGUGUCAUUUUCCUUUGGAUGGAAAUCACUCAAAUGUCUGCCUUUUUUAAAAAAAAGAAAGGUAUAUCUUCUUUGUCCUGUAAAUGUUACUUUUAAAGUAUAGAAUACAAUCUUAGUCUUUUGGUACAAUUCAAUUAUCUAUUAAACUGUAUAUUUGCAUAAUUUAAUGGCACUUUUGAUUUACUCCAAUUAAAUAGAAUGUGUACACUUUUGAAUAAGCAUAUUUGGCCAAUAAUAUUACUAUAUUGCUGGACUUCUGUCUGAUUCUCUUGGUCUUCCUCAUGUGCAAACUCUGAUUUCAUGGAGCUUUCAGUAUGCCGAGAGUCCUCACAUUUGUAAGUUUGACUGCAUGUUACUGACUCUGCCAUAGUAUUUUCUUUUUGCCACAUUGACUGCAACAAUGUAUUUACUGUUCUCCAUCAUUUUAUGACUGGUUUACCUCUUAUCGAAGAAAACACCAAACCCAUAUACUUGGUCGCUUGUUUGACUCUGUCUUGUAAGUAAUUCCUAAUUACUGGUAUAAACACUGUUGGCCUACUUUAUCAGGCUUUACUUGACCAUUUUUUACAUUGCAAAGUGACAUUCAUAGUUGCCUUGUGGCAGAGAGAUCCACAUGCCGCCUGUUCACUUUUCAACAGUUUUGAUAUUAUCUGAAACAUUUUUGGCCUGUGUGGAUUCCAUUUUAAACUAUUUUAUAAGACUAAGUCUAACAUCAAUCUCUCUCUCACUGAUUGCAAAAACUAAUCUUGCAUUUUGAGAAGUAUAUUAAAUUUAAUCUAAAGUAUAGCCUUAAAUAUAGCUGUAUGUUUUUUUAUCUCCAUAAGACUGUAGAUAGGGGUCUCUUGAGUGAUCUUGCAAUCGUUUAGAUUCCUAAUACUUGGCUUUUUCAAUGAGUGUUCUUUGCCAUAAUGAGAACAUUUAAAGUUUGAAGAUCUGCUGCCAACUUUUACUUUCUUCUAACAAAUUGAGCAAGUAUCACAAAAUACUGUUAUCUGUGUACAAAUAAUACAUUGUGGAGGACAACAUGGUGGACAAACAUACAGACUUCUCUUCAUCAUGGAGCUGAGAUCAGAGUAAGAAGAAUUGUAUUGCUACUCUCAAUGGAGUAUGUGUUCCUUGUACAAAUAAAGAAAUUGAUGCAACUUUAAA